UGGAGUAAAUCAAUGGCAGGAGGUCAGCAACAUACUCCCAAGGACCAGGGGCUGAGAAACACUGCUUUAAACUCAGCCUUCUACAACUGAUUAUGGAUGAUUAGCCUCUGCAUGCAGAAAGAAGGUAUGAGUACUCCGUCAGGUCGGAAGAGCCCCGUGGACUACGGGGUUCAGAUCCGCUUCAUCAACGACUCAGCAGGGGGGCUCCCCUCGACCCAGCUGAGAUCCAAGCCCCCCUCCACCUCUAAGUAUGGGGUGGCUGUCAGGGUCCAGGGCAUCGCUGGACAACCCUAUGUGGUUAUGAAGGACAGGGGCCCAAAGGGAGAUUCGUAUGGGGUGCAGCUCCGUACCCACUACCCCCCGGGUUACGGCAGUCUGCCCCGCAGGAGAGACCGAGAGGAGGGAGGGGGAGAGGGAGAGGGGGGAGGAGGGCCAGGAGGGGCGUUACGCAGGGCACAGUCACAUGGUUCAUUACUGGAGAGUGAGGGGGGAGGAGGAUUUGGGAGACCACCAGGGGAUGGGAGGUCUGGUAGCUAUGGGAACCUGGAUGGAGGGAUUGGGGUCGUGGAAGAGAGAAUGGAAAGAGGGGUGAGGGAGGGUGGUAAGGGGAGGAAUAUAAUGUGUGGGUCGUAUCAGUCUGGGCUCAAUGGGUCACUGGGGAGGGGAGGGGGGAGUCAGUAUGCCCCUGACCUCCAUCCUUCCCAAACAGAGCAGCUGACCAUGGCACACCUCCACCCCCAGAGCCUUCCUUACCCAACACAGCCCCACCCCCAGACCCCCGUCAACAGACUGAUCAGCAGGUUUGAUGGCAGCAGCAGUACCAGAGAACAACAGAGGGGGCGCUCUCCUGUAGCAGAGGACUCUAGAAACCCCAUCUCCUCUUCCCUCGCCCCCAACCCCUACUCCCCUUCACCCUCUCUCACCCCCAACCCCUACUCCUCCUCUCCCUCCUCCACUCAGAGCAGCCUGGGGCAGGGCCAAGGCUCCGUCAGUAAGGCAACACCCCACCCAGCCAGUCAGUGGGCUCCGCCGGGGAGGUUUGUCGCUGUGGAGAUGCCGUCAGCCAAUCGGACAGACCCGCUGGUGACCCCUGAUCUGCUUCAGAGUUCAGAGGUCACCAGUGAGGAGGAGCAGGUCAUGCAGACCAUCUACAGUGUCCUCAGAGAAGGGACUAGUGAGAGGGACUCAGUCAUCAGACACAAAGUCAGGGUGAUCUUCCAGAAGAUCCAGGGACUCAAGUCCAGUGAGAGUUCUGGUGAGGAGUGGAGGAGAGAAAAGAGGGAUCUGGAGAGGAAGAUGAUGGAGCUACAGACCUCUCUACAGGAGGAGAGGGGCUCUGUGGGCAGCUCUGACCCUGUGUUAAAGGCAGAGCUGGAUUCAUGUCUGGAUGAGAACAUGCAGCUCCAGGAGACUGUGGACAGGAAAAAGACUGAACUACACCAGACACACUCUGAGUGAGUAACAGUGAGCAGGACAAAUGACCUGGGUAGAAGGAAACCUUGAGACCAACCAGGCAGGUUGAAAGUGACUCCAGGCUGCUGGAUCAGAACUGGUUAUAAUGAUGGCUUAUUGAAAGGUUCUUUGUUAGUGUUGAGAUAAAGAGCAUCAGAUCUCUCUUGUAAAAUAGAUUUUAUCUCAAUGAGAAUGACCUGUAGAAAUAAAAGUUAAAUGAAUA
Molecule: messenger RNA, 1675 nt
Organism: Oncorhynchus gorbuscha (pink salmon)
Lineage: Eukaryota; Metazoa; Chordata; Actinopteri; Salmoniformes; Salmonidae
Product: cingulin-like
Exons: 6
Coding region: 97-1458 (453 amino acids)
Source: RefSeq, a predicted model, not a curated record